AACAAACGUCAUAACCUAAAUUUUAAUAUUAAUUUAAACACUUUAAAAAUAAAAACCUAAUUAGAAUGUAAUUAAAAAUGAAUAAAUCCCACAAAAUAGGGUUGAAAUUAAAAUAAACUUAGUAAAUAGUUAGGUGUAAACAGAUUGGGUUGGGUUCGUUUUAAAAAAAAGUACCGUUACAAUGGUAUUUAUGCCACGAAUUGCAUAAAUUCCAUAAACGAAGCGUGUGCCAACAACCUCCGAAUCUCAAACUUAAAAUGCAACAAUUCAAUUAAAACUUAAAAGUUCUUAAAGUUUAUUUUGUUAAUAAUGGAAAAUGUACGAAAUAGAAAGAUAGCAAAAAAUAAGAACAAAAAAGAAAAACAUGAUAAAUUAGAAGAGUUAAGUGAAAUUAAUCAAGGUCUGAACGAAACUAAUCAAGAAUCCAAUCAAAAUGACGAAGAUCUUAAAGGUAUAAAUCGAAAUAUUGAGAAAAUAAAUGAUAACCUAACAAAAAAUGAGGUUAUGGAAAGUUUUGAGGAAUCUAAACGUAAAUUAAAAAUAAAAAGUUCUUGUACGCUUCAAUUUCGAAUUGAAAUUGAUUUCAUUGCGGUUAUUUUAUUUCUGGCUGCGUUAUAUACGAGAUUUUAUAAAUUGGAGCAACCCAAAUAUAUUGUGUUUGAUGAACUACAUUAUGGAAAAUACGUUUCUUUGUAUAUGAAAAACACCUUUUUCUUUGAUAAUCACCCACCGUUAGGUAAACAAUUAAUAGCAGGGGCAGCCUAUAUGGCAGGUUAUGAUGGUAAAUUUAAAUUUGAUCGAAUCGGAAGUCCGUAUAAUGAAAAAGUACCGUUAUUUGCAAUGAGGUUUAUCCCAGCGUUUUUUGGUAGCUUAUUAAUACCGACUGCUUAUUAUUUAAUGUUAGAAACUGGGCUUAGUAAACCCACGGCUCUUUUAGGAGGAUUAUUAUUAUUAUUGGAUAAUGCAAUUUUAACCCAAAGUCGAUUUAUUUUAAUGGAAUCAAUGUUAAUAUUUUUUACCUUAUUUGGAUUACUUUGUGUAAUGAGAUUUAAACGAUUAGAAAUGAAAAGGAUGGGAACAGGGUGGUUAAUUUUAGGUUCGGCCGCUUUAACAUGUGGGUUAUGCGUUAAAUACGUAGCGUUUUAUUCGUUUUGUUUAUUUAUUUCGAUUAUAUUUAAAGAUUUUUGGAAAAAACUUGCUGAUAAAAAGUUUUCCAAUGUUAAUUUAAUUCUAAAUUUUUUAAUUUUAACCUCAAUUUUAACUAUAAUCCCAUUAAUAAUUUAUUUAACCGUUUUUUCCGUCCAUUUAAACCUACUUUAUAAAGCGGGACCUCAUGAUAGCAUCAUGACGAGUGCUUUUCAAGCUUCACUCGAAGGCGGUUUAGCUUCCAUCACCAAAGGUCAACCACUUCUAGUCGCCCAUGGCUCCCAAAUUACUUUAAGACACACUCAUGGUCGUACUUGUUGGUUACAUUCUCACGCUCAUGUUUACCCCGUUCGAUAUCCAGAUAAAAGAGGCUCAAGUCAUCAACAACAAGUCACUUGUUACUCGUUUAAAGACGUUAACAAUUGGUGGAUUGUAAAAAGGCCCCAAAAAAAUGAUUUGGUAGUUGAAAAACCAAUUGAUUCCAUCAAACAUGGCGAUAUCAUCCAAUUAGUCCAUGGAAUUACAAGCCGGGCUUUAAAUUCUCAUGAUGUAGCGGCCCCCAUGUCACCUCAAUGCCAAGAGGUGUCUUGUUAUAUCGAUUAUAACGUUUCAAUGCCUGCACAAAAUUUAUGGAGGGUUGAGGUGAUUAAUCGAGAUCAAAAUGGCGAUUUUUGGCACACAAUUCAAAGCUUAGUUCGGUUAAUUCACGUUGAUAGUAAUCAAGCGUUAAAAUUCAGUGGGAGACAACUUCCUGAAUGGGGUUUUCACCAACAUGAAGUUGUAGCCGAUAGAAUUAUUUAUCAAGAUGAUACGGUUUGGAAUGUUGAAGAACAUCGAUAUACAAAAUCUGACGAUCAAAAAGAGCGCGAAAGAGAAAUGGUAUCAGCAGAAAUGAUUCCAACAACCGCAACAAAGUUAUCAUUUUGGGAUAAAUUCUUUGAAUUGCAAUAUAAAAUGAUAUUCUCCGGUACAGAGAGUGUUCAAAAUCAUAUGUAUAGCUCGGAACCUUUAGAAUGGCCCUUAAUGUCGCGUGGAAUUGCUUAUUGGAUCUCAAAUACGAGUAAUGCUCAAAUACACCUUCUUGGUAAUUUAUUAAUAUGGUACUCAUCAACAAUCUCAUUAUUUUUAUACUCAUCUUUAUUAAUAUUUUAUUUAUUGAGACGUAGAAGAAAAUGUUAUGAUAUACCUGAAAAAAUGUAUGAAAACUUUGUUUUGGUAGGUGAAGUGUUUUUUGUAGGAUAUCUAUUCCAUUUUAUUCCUUAUUUUUUCGUUGAACGCACGUUAUUUUUACACAAUUAUUUACCGGCGUUUAUUUUUAAAGUUUUAUUAAUGGCAGGAUUAAUCGAACACUUAUUUACACUUUUAUUAACAAAAAUUAAGGUUAAAUUUAUUACCGAAAUGUUUUUAUUUUUGCUUUUCUUAUGGACGUUUGGCAUUUUUUAUGUAUUCAAUAAGUUUUUAAUUUUAAGUUAUGGUUUAACUCCUUUAACAAUGAAUGAUAUUAUUAAUUUAAGGUGGAAAGAUACUUGGGAUUUUAUCGUUCAUAAACAUUAAAGUUAUGAAGUUUUUUUUA
Messenger RNA from Onthophagus taurus, 2719 nucleotides. It is a transcript of the gene rt, whose product is annotated as Protein O-mannosyltransferase rt. Gene Ontology annotation, biological process: protein O-linked glycosylation via mannose. NCBI's taxonomy places the organism in Eukaryota, Metazoa, Arthropoda, Insecta, Coleoptera, Scarabaeidae. Gene Ontology annotation, molecular function: dolichyl-phosphate-mannose-protein mannosyltransferase activity. Gene Ontology annotation, cellular component: membrane; endoplasmic reticulum. The record is from RefSeq and is a predicted model, not a curated record.